Nothobranchius furzeri (turquoise killifish) is the source of this 6984-nucleotide messenger RNA. It is a transcript of the gene cpamd8, whose product is annotated as C3 and PZP like alpha-2-macroglobulin domain containing 8. Gene Ontology annotation, cellular component: extracellular region. The record is from RefSeq and is a predicted model, not a curated record. NCBI's taxonomy places the organism in Eukaryota, Metazoa, Chordata, Actinopteri, Cyprinodontiformes, Nothobranchiidae. Gene Ontology annotation, molecular function: protein binding; endopeptidase inhibitor activity.
UUGUCGUGUUAAAAUGUGGGUUUUACUUCAGCCUUGGAAGUCCUGACCUGCACCCCGAAGGCGCAUUCCCCUCUGCAUGACGCGCUGCGUGCCGCUGAUCUCGUUUUCGGACUCGCGGAACUGAACAUCGCAAGCGGCAGCGACUGGAUUCAGAAGGUCAAACAAACCAAAGUGGGAGGACACCUAGCAAACUGAUGCUGAAAUAUGAGAGAAGGAAAGCGGGGCGGGUGGAGAAGGCACAUGGUGGUGGGAGCGGACUGGUGUAGCUGCUCUGUGCGGAGUCUGAGGAAAACAAGAUUUGUUUAGGAGGGAUGAUAACAACUCCGGUCCCGGAUGAAACUGGGCGCCUAUCUGUCCUGCCAGCAUACAUAGAUCGGUAGACGGGUCUAGAACCAGAUCGUUAUACUUCCAUCGGACUUUGGAGUAAUCUCAUUCAUAGGAGGCGCGCUCGCUGACUGAAGCCAGCAUGUUGUGGCUGUUUUGGACAAACUUUGGUUUUGUUUGGACCUUGAUCUUCUGCCAUGCCAGCAGAAGUUGUGCGCAAGACAAACAAGGUUACCUGGUCACUGCACCCUCUGUGUUUCGCGCCGGGCUCGUGGAGAGUGUGAGCAUCACCAUCUUUAACACAAAAGCUGAGACCCGGGCCCACGCGCAGCUGUCAGUGAAGGGGCAGGCGGUGGCUCACGGCCACAGCUCGGUGUUCGAUAAAGGCACCAUCAAACUGAAGGUUCCCUCUGGGCUGAGAGGUCAGGCCUUGCUGAAGGUCUGGGGAAACCGUCACCUCACAGAGGGAGGCUACAUUUUCCACAACUUCACCACCAUCACUGUGGAGAGCAAGGGCACAGCCGCCUUCAUCCAGACCGACAAGCCCAUCUACAAACCCAAACAUAAAGUGCUCAUCAAUGUUUACACUGUCACACCUGACAUGAGACCAGUUAAUGCAAAGAUUGAUGCAUAUAUUUUGGAUCCAAGAGGAUCACGGAUGAUUCAAUGGAAAGAUGUUAAACCCGUUUGCUGUGGGAUUGUGAACAUGAGUUUCCCGCUGUCUGACCAGCCCGUGUUUGGAGAGUGGUUUAUCUUUGUGGAAGUGCAGGGCCACACCUACAAUAAGUCGUUUGAAGUGCAGAAGUAUGUGAUGCCCAAGUUUGAGUUGGUGAUUGAUCCACCACGUUACAUCCGUGAUCUCAGCUCAUGUGAACAGGCCACUGUCACAGCCAGGUAUACUUUUGGUAAACCAGUCACUGGGAAGUUGACAGUGAACAUGACUGUUAAUGGAGUCGGCUACUACAGACAUGAGAUGGGACAUCCUGUUAUUAAAAUCAUGGAGAUCAAAGGCUCUGCAAAUUUCAGUUUGUGUGUCAAAGACAUGAUGCCGUUGGAUGUGGCUGAUCACUUCAGGGGCAGCGUUAGCAUUUGGGCAUCAGUGACGAGCAUCGAUGGAAGCAGGCAAACCUCAUUUGAUGAUUCAACUCCGGUUCACAAACAGCUCAUUGACAUCAAAUACUCUAAAGAUACUCGUAAACAGUUUAAGCCUGGCCUGCCUUACAAUGGGAAGAUUGAGGUUACCUAUCCUGAUGGGAGCCCAGCUGAUGGAGUGAUGGUGCGCAUUAAAGCAGAGCUGACUCCAAGGGACAACGUCUACAUCAGUGAGCUGAUCUCAAAGGAUGGCCAAGCAGCCUUUGAGAUCCCCUCCAUCCCAACUGUUGCUCAGUAUGUCUGGCUUGAGACCAAGGUGACAUCUAUUGACAACAAGACAGUGGGAGACCAGUACUUGCCUAACUACCUGUUCAUUAGUAGUUGGUACUCUCCAAGUAGGUGUCACAUCCAGAUCCAGAGUCCCAGCGCCCCUCUUAGAGUUGGCCAAGAGGCUGAAGUGGCCCUCAAAUCAACUUGUCCCUGUAAUGUCACUUUGCACUUUGAGGUGACAUCCAGGGGAAACAUCGUUCUAUCGGGCAAACAGUCAGCCAACCUGACAACCUCACAUCGAGGAAAACGAGCUACAGUGAUCUUUGAUAAGAACGUUGCCACCCACCUCCCUCCUUCUACCUCUGACAGCUCUUCCUCUCAGGCUGAGAUGGACACCUGUGUUUCCUUCCUGCGUUUUCCUGUUAGUCACAGCAUGGCACCCCUCAGCCGCAUGCUUGUCUACUACGUGAGAGAAAAUGGUGAAGGUGUAACAGACAGUCUGCAAAUCUCUGUCCAGCCAGAGUUUGAGAACCAGAUUUCUGUGUCUUUGUCCACUAAUGAGACCAUGCCUGGAGACCCGGUGAUCCUCCGUGUUCGGGGUGAGAGGGGCUCGUGUGUUUGUGUGGCUUCUGUGGAUAAAAGUCUUUACUUGUUAAAGCGGGACUUUCAGCUAAGUCCAGACAAGGUGUUUAAAGAACUUGCCGAAUUUGACGUCUCGGAUUCUUUCGGCAUUCCAAAGGAGGACGGGCAUGUGUGGUGGCCCGGGCUGUCAUCCAAGAGACGCAGGCGGUCGUCUGUGUUCCCUUGGCACUGGGACAUCACUAAGGAUGCACGCUUUGCUUUCACAGAAACAGGGCUGGUGGUGAUGACAGACAUGGUGAGUUUAAACCACCGGCAGAGCGGAGGCAUGUACACAGAUGAGGUUGUUCAGCCGCAUACUUCCACCCUGGUGGCUGCAACACACUCCCGCUCCACCACCAGAUCUGAGAAGCAGAGGCGUACGUUUUUCCCAGAGACGUGGGUGUGGCACUGCCUCAACAUCAGCUCUGAAACUGGGGAGGCUGAGCUGCAGCUGGAUGUACCAGAUUCAAUCACCUCAUGGGUCACAGAGGCCAUCAGUCUGUCUGAGGAGACAGGACUGGGUUUAGCGGAGAGGACAGAGCUACGAACCUUUAAGCCCUUCUUCGUUGACUUCACACUGCCCUACAGCUUAGUCAGAGGGGAGCAGACCAAAGUUCCCCUCACUGUCUACAACUACCUGCCUACUUGUUCUGAGGUUAAUGUUAAAGUGUCAGUUCCAAAGGGUGUCAAGUUUAUUGGACAUCCUGGAAAACACCAUCUUACCCGAAAGAAGUGUGUUGCUCCUGGAGAGGCUUCGCCUACAUCCAUUGUGUUGUCUUUCACUGAUCUGGGAUCAGUCAACAUCACAGCUCGAGCCACUGCCUAUAGUGCACCCAGCUGCUGUUCAGAUGGACUCCUGACAGGAAAGACAGGAAAUUAUGUGGACGAAAGAAGGAUUGCGACUGGCCAGGACUAUAUCCGCAGAACUGUCUUGGUUGAGCCGGAGGGUCUGCCCAGAGAGUACACAUACAGUGUUUUCUUCUGUCCAAAUGAGCGGAUCCACAUUUCCACUCCAAACAAGUAUGAGUACCAGUACGUUAAGAAACCAGCCAAGAUGGACCAAUUUGAGGUGGCUGUGAAGACGCACAACGAUGCCCAUUUUACCCUUUCUGCUAGUCCCCAUGACAGCGCAGAGAUGCUAGAAAUCGUACUAGGUGGUAGGCAGAAUACUCGCUCCUGGAUUUCUUUGGGCAAAAUGGGUGAUCCUCUGGUCAGUGUCUCCACACCCAGUAUCCUGUCCUGGGAUGAGUUCCGCAGUUUCUGGAUCAGCUGGAAAGGAGGAGUGGUACAGGUAGGCCAUGGUAAACAUCCAAACAACGAAUCACUCAUCCUACAAUGGGCAGGCCAGUUCCACGGACAGGUGCAACACAUUGGCUUUUCAACAGGGUGGGGCUCCGUGGGAGAGUUUAAGAUCUGGAGGAAGGAAGAAUCUGAUGACGACCACAAUGAGGCCUUCACGCUGGGAGUGCCACAAAACAUGGUGCCUGGAUCAGAAAAGGCCACCACAUAUAUGAUUGGUGAUGUGAUGGGACCGACUCUGAAUAACCUGGAUAAACUCCUGAGGCUGCCUUUUGGGUGCGGGGAGCAAAACAUGAUUCACUUUGCCCCUAAUGUCUUUGUUCUGAAGUAUUUGCAGAAAACCAUGCAGCUGAGCUCUGAGGUUGAAAAUGAAGCAACCGACUAUCUGCUUCAAGGCUAUCAGAGGCAACUGACCUACAAGAGACAGGAUGGAUCCUAUAGCGCUUUUGGGGAACGGGAUUCCUCUGGCAGUAUGUGGUUGACAGCGUUUGUACUGAAGUCCUUUGCUCAGUCUCGGGCUUUCAUCUUCAUCGACCCUGAAGAACUUUGUGCAGCCAAGUCUUGGCUUAUCAGACAUCAGAGAGACGAUGGUUCCUUCCCUGCGAUGGGACGUAUCCUCAACAAAGACCUGCAGGGUGGGAUCCAUGGAAAGAUUUCUCUAACAGCUUACGUGGUAGCAGCGCUGUUGGAGACGGGAAUGACCACAGAGGAAGAGAAGGUGGCAGUGACCAAAGCUAAGGGCUUCUUGGAAAGCAACACUUACUCUGCAGAUGAUCCUUACACCACAGCUCUGUCUGCUUAUGCCCUGUCUCUGCUUCGUAGCCCGUACGCCCCACUGGCUCUGCGUCGCCUCAACCACUUGGCCAUCACUAAAGACGGACUGACCCACUGGAGUCUGACUGGCAGCAUGGUGACUGAUGAAGACACCUUCAUGGGAUUUAGUGAUGGCCUUUCUCAGUCAGUGGUGUCAGCGGAGGUGGAGAUGACAGCCUACGGUCUUCUGACCUACACCGUGCUGGGUGAUGUUGCUUCUGCACUUCCUGUGGUCAAAUGGCUCUCCCAGCAAAGGAACGCUCUAGGUGGUUUUUCUUCCACACAGGACACAUGUGUUGCUCUGCAUGCCCUGUCAGAGUACGCCAUCCUGUCUUACAUAGGGGGGGUGAACCUCACCAUCUCUCUGGCUUCUACCAACCUGGACUUCCAGGAGACCUUUGAACUAAACAAGGAAAACAAAAAACUCCUUCAGAGCGCCAAGAUACCCAGUAUCCCCACUGGCCUGUUUGUCAGCGCUAAAGGAGAAGGUUGCUGUCUCAUGCAGAUUGAUGUGUCCUAUAACGUCCCUGACCCAGUGGCAAAGCCAGCUUUUCAGCUCAGGGUUGAACUGAAGGAGCCUCUUCAGGAGCGACACCCGCAGCCUUCUUCAUCCUCAACCAAGCAUUCUGCGUCACGCUCCCGGAGCCGAGCCGAUAACCGGUCUGAGCUUAACAGGAAGCGGCGUGCACCCAUCGACGAUGACGACCCAGUGGCCCACCAGGAUAAGAUGAACUUCCACAUCUCCUUAGAAGUCUGCGCCAGGUGGCUCCAUUCAGGCUCUUCCAACAUGGCAGUCAUAGAAGUUCCCAUGAUUUCUGGUUUCCGAGCGGACGUCGAAAGUCUGGAGAGACUACUGAUGGACAAGAGAGUAGGUCUGAAGAGAUACGAGUUGAAUGGAAGGAAAGUCUUGUUCUACUUUGAUGAGAUUCCCAGUCAAUGUAUGACAUGUGUGGCCUUUACAGCUAUCAGGGAAUACAUUGUGGGCAAGACGGCGCCUGUUCCGGUCAAGGUCUAUGACUACUAUGAACCAGCUUUCGAGGCCACAAGGUUCUAUAAUGUGAGUGAGAGCAGUCCUCUUGCACGGGAGCUGUGUGACGGACCUACAUGCAACGAGGUGGAGAGUUCAACCAACCAGUGGAUCGGCUUUGUGCAGGCAAACCAGUGCAACAAUGUGUUUGGGUGUCUGGAGGAGGAGCAGUUUGAGCGUUGCACGUGCUACAGGGACUGCGGCUAUGAUGGAGAGCCUGUUUGUGGAUCAGAUGGGCAGCUUUACCAGAACCAGUGUCAGAUGGAGGUGUUUGCCUGUCGAAACGGGACUCGUAUAAAGCAGGUUUCGCUCUCCCAGUGUCCACAUGUGGAGAUCACCAAAGACAAGCAGCCAGUAGUGAAUCAGGAAACAGAGCAACCCUCAGUACCCGCACAAACAGGUGAGGAGGAGCAGGGCUCCAUGGCGGAGGUGUCCUACUACUCUUACGAUUACGACUCAGACUCAGAGCCUGGCCUUGGUGAUGGAGGAGACCGGUUUGACGUACCUGAUGUUGGGGCUGGUGUAGAGAAAAAGUUCCUCCAACCAGCAGAUACCCAUCCACCUGUGAUGGACACAAAAUCCACCCCUGAGCGAUGAUUUGCUCAGAGAGAAGCCAUAUUGACCUCUAAAUUGUAUCAUAGUUGUGAAUAUGUUUUCCAGUGGAAGAGAACAGGCUUGCUUCUGUAAGAAUCUGGAGGCUGAGAGUGAACGUUUUUAUUAGGUGAAUGGAGUCAGAGUGGAUGUCUUUGUCACGUAUGUCUGUUUUUGUGUGGCUGGAUGAGAGAUUAUUAUUAUUAUUAUUAUUAUUAUUAUUAUUAUUAUUAUUAAAGCUAAAAACCCUCCAGACAUGUCUUCAUGUAGUCCUCAGUAAGUACCAUAACGUCCUUGUUAUUAAGUGUGCUUUGUUUAUUACACCAGAAGGAAUAAUCAAGUAUUUAUGUCUGUAAUUACACCUGUUGUUGUGAAACAUGUUUGUUAUAUUUUCUGUCUGUGGUAUUUAUUUGUAGCUAGAAGUCAUAUCAUUUUAAUUGUUUAAAGUCUGACCUUCCACCCCCUCAUGUGCUAGCCAAGGGAAGCUUUAACCCAAUACCUGAAAAUGAAAUAAACCUGCCGGUGUCAUGCUGGAGAAAUUUACCAUAUGCUUUUAUAGAAACAUAAGCUAAGUUUUUUGAAAGAUUUUUUGUACGUUUAACUUGUCAAACAGCAGAUACGUAAGUUUGGAGGAGAACGAUCAAGCAGGAAAGAGUUCUGAUAGUCUCAAACAAAUAAAACUUUACUGGAUUCCUUACUGGAAAUGUGCUUUUUCAGCACGGACGCUCCAGCUGUCUCUGACACCUCUCAGCCAUCACCAGCAUCCUCUGCUCACCGUUUACUCACAAGGAGACUUCUUUGUACAGAUCAUAAGCUAUUUUGUUUCUUUUUGGUUUUUAAAGCAAUCAAGCAUUUCUGUAAAUGUACCAAAUUUGAUUAAAUGUAAACUUGACAUAUAUCAAAGAUUGUAAUUUUUAAAACAAAUGAGAAUAAAAUUUGUACACGAU